This is a messenger RNA of Colletotrichum navitas, 819 nucleotides long. RefSeq lists its product as uncharacterized. The record is from RefSeq and is a predicted model, not a curated record. Gene Ontology annotation, molecular function: metalloendopeptidase activity. The transcript has 3 exons. Bases 1 to 819 code for a protein of 272 amino acids. NCBI's taxonomy places the organism in Eukaryota, Fungi, Ascomycota, Sordariomycetes, Glomerellales, Glomerellaceae.
AUGUUCUUAAUACUGUCCUGUACCCUAUUCAUCCCAUCGUGCCUGGGAGCACCUCGAGACCCUGCCCUCCGGCUAGCACAACGCGACCCUUUCGAUCACAUGUACUACGCAGCGAAGGGCGACUGGGUCUGCGACAGGAGUCAACUUCGAAUAAUCAAUGCAGCCAUUUCAGAAACACAAGCAAUCGCUAGACAAGCUAUCAAUGUUCUCGCAGUCCCAGGGGCCGAAACUUCAGAAGCAUACCAAACCUGGUUUGGGCCGUCGAAUGCCAAUAGUUACAGAAAGAAUCAAAUCAUAACGCACCACUACCGUAUUGCAUCUCAAAACCUGCGGCAGCCGUCGACGCCGGUUACAUUCGACGUAGGAGGCACACCGCAAUAUCGAGUAGCAGGCCACGCACCGCCUGUCACGAGGAAUUCCAUUGUCUACGGUUGCAUCGAUCCAUUCUCCAGUCGGCACUUAUGCUCGAACACUGUGGCUGCUGUCGUCAGCGCAACGGCACAUAAGGCAAGCUAUCUGGAUGCCACAGUGAUUUACUUUUGCCCCAGCUUCUUCAGCUCAAGCAUCAUUUCUGAAACACAAAUGAAGAAUCAGUGGAGACAAGGGCGAGAUGCUAAGAUGUCUCGAGGCAUGGUCCUGCUCCAUGAGCUUCAGCACAUGGCAAUUGCUACAACAGACAAUGAGGACUGUGUAGACUUGAGCUAUGAUUCAGCAAGCUGCGCAUCUUUACCAGACAAUCAGAAAAUACAGAAUGCCCAAAACUACGCUUAUUUUGCUCUUGAUGUCUUAGCUAAUCCUACAAAGGGAAAGCCACGUUAG